This is a messenger RNA of Thamnophis sirtalis, 296 nucleotides long. Lineage: Eukaryota; Metazoa; Chordata; Lepidosauria; Squamata; Natricidae. The record is from RefSeq and is a predicted model, not a curated record.
AAAGUCCCGCUCGUUACAGCAAUAAGGAGUUAAAAGGAAUGCUGGUUUGGUCCCCCAACCACUGUGUUUCGGACGCUAAAUUGGACAAAUACAUCGCCAUGGCCAAGGAAAAGCACGGCUACAACAUUGAACAGGCUUUGGGAAUGCUACUGUGGCAUAAACAUGAUGUGGAGAAGUCGCUGGCCGAUUUAGCCAAUUUCACGCCGUUCCCCGAUGAAUGGACGGUGGAGGACAAAGUCCUGUUCGAACAAGCCUUCAGCUUCCACGGCAAAAGUUUUGCUCGCAUCCAGCAGAUG